Messenger RNA from Cyprinus carpio (common carp), 2427 nucleotides. Its product is annotated as synaptotagmin-1-like. NCBI's taxonomy places the organism in Eukaryota, Metazoa, Chordata, Actinopteri, Cypriniformes, Cyprinidae. The record is from RefSeq and is a predicted model, not a curated record. Gene Ontology annotation, biological process: cellular response to calcium ion; calcium ion-regulated exocytosis of neurotransmitter; regulation of calcium ion-dependent exocytosis. Gene Ontology annotation, molecular function: phosphatidylserine binding; calcium-dependent phospholipid binding; calcium ion binding. Gene Ontology annotation, cellular component: dense core granule; axon; synaptic vesicle membrane.
UCCCUCUCACUAAUUCAGGACUGGAUGCAUGCACGAUCUGGUUUUUAACAGGGAGAGCACAUUACCAUGCACACUACUCCCUGCAGGCUCGCCAGAGAAUAGCGACAACAGCAGCUCUCUCACUCUCUCCCCCGCUCUCUCCACCUCUACCAGACAAGACUCCUCCUCUCCAUCUCUCUGUGACUCCCUCUCUCUCUCUUGCAUAUGAUCUGUACUUCACUUCCUCCCAGCUGAAGCAGGCGAUAACAGCACGCUACACAGUGAGCACAAAAGAAGAACUGGAGAAGAAAAGGGAGAGACGGCUGUGGUUUCUAUCUGAAGAACGCUUCUCCCUGUGACUUCAGUAAGAGAGAGAGUCUGAGGCCAGCUUCAGCAGCAAGCUACCUUGAGUUAAAGCUUCUGCCUGGCUGCCACAUCCAGUGAUGAAUCGAAGGGAGGCUCGGGUGGGGAACCCUGCACCUAGUGCUGCGCCUGAGGUAUCGGGCAACAGCACAGAGGCAGCAGGACCCGGUCCCCGUGACACCAAAGAUGAGAUGUUCUCCAAAGUCAAAGACAAGUUCAUGAAUGAACUGCACAAAAUCCCACUGCCAUCAUGGGCCAUCGUCGCCAUUGCGUUUGUUGCUAUUGUACUAGUUGUAUCCUGCUGCUUCUGCAUUUGCAAAAAGUGGAUAUUCAAGAAGAAGAACAAGAAAAAGGGCAAAGACAAGGGCAAGAAUGCCAUCAACAUGAAGGACGUCACUGAUGGUAUCAAAACCGAGGAUGAGGAUGAUGCGGAAACAGGGCUGACGGAUACAGAGAAAGAGGUGGAGCCUAAGGAAGAAGAGAAACUUGGCAAAUUACAGUACUCCUUGGAUUACAAUUUCACAGAGAAUACGCUCAUAGUGGGGAUCAUCCAAGCAGCAGAGUUGCCCGCUAUGGAUAUGGGUGGCACUUCUGACCCCUAUGUGAAGGUCUACCUUCUUCCAGACAAGAAGAAGAAAUUUGAGACCAAGGUCCACCGGAAGACACUAAAUCCCGUUUUCAAUGAGCAAUUCACCUUUAAGGUUCCCUACAUUGAGCUUGGAGGGAAAACUCUGGUGAUGACGGUGUAUGACUUUGACCGCUUCUCCAAACACGAUGCUAUUGGAGACGUGAAGGUCCCCAUGAAUAAGGUCGACUUUAGUCAUGUGACCGAGGAGUGGAGGGACCUCCAGAGCGCUGAGAAAGAAGAGCAAGAGAAGCUGGGUGACAUCUGUUUCUCUCUGCGGUAUGUGCCCACUGCUGGCAAACUGACCGUGGUUGUUCUGGAGGCCAAGAACCUGAAGAAGAUGGAUGUCGGUGGCCUGUCAGAUCCCUACGUCAAGAUUCACCUGAUGCAGAACGGCAAGCGGCUGAAGAAGAAGAAGACGACAAUCAAAAAGAACACCCUCAACCCUUACUACAACGAGUCUUUUAGUUUCGAAGUGCCAUUCGAACAAAUCCAGAAAGUUCAAGUUGUUAUAACUGUUCUGGACUAUGACAAGAUUGGGAAGAACGAUGCCAUCGGCAAAGUGUUUGUGGGCUUGAACAGCACAGGCACCGAGCUCCGUCACUGGUCAGAUAUGCUGGCCAACCCGAGGAGACCCAUCGCUCAGUGGCACGUGCUCAAGCCGGAGGAGGAAGUGGAUGCCCUGCUAGCAGCUCAGAAAAAAUAGAGCAGCCCAAGCCCAAUUCCCCACCCCCCUUCCCACAAACCCACCCGUGUAGUGCUCUUUACCCAGUGCGUGUAAAUACCUCAGCGAUAUAAGGAUUCAUGCACCCUCACUCCUAAUUUCGUGUCUAAGAAAACCGCCUUCUCGGACCACCCCCUUGAGAUGUUGUGUUGUUACGUCAGUUUCGACCCCUAGACCCCUUUCUUCCUUCCUUCCGUCGGUAAACUUUCUCUGUCCUUUGUUGUUUCACCUCCAUCCAUGACCUUAAAACUCCCCGACCAAAUGCCCCCUUCUUUUAAGCAAUAUGAUCUGUAUAGAUAGCGCAUGACUGGAGGAAUUUAUUCUACCACAGGUGUAUAUAUCAGUAUACAGACGAAAAUUAUUUCUAGUUUGUGUUUGUAUGUUGUUACCCGUUUCCUAAUCUGUGUAUAUCUUGAUGUUUUUAAUAAGAUGUUCUAUUUUAAAUUAUGUAAAUGCUGACAUAGAAGAGCCAAUAUUAUAUAUAACAGGAUAUAAGAAUUUUACCUUAUUCCAUUCCACUAAAAUACACGAUAUAUCUCUAUAUAAAUAUUUAAAGAAAUCCAACCUGCAAGACGCUAGUGGAGGUACACUCACUUCGUAAAGGACGGUUUGCGCUUCAUGUUUAUUAAAAAAAAGCAUACAGAUGUACCGUACACGAUAAACACAAACACACACUGAACACGAAGGCCAUUAACUAAUAUGGUUUCAUGGUAUAAAUGUAAUAUGCUGCUGACAA